Molecule: messenger RNA, 3826 nt
Organism: Cephus cinctus (wheat stem sawfly)
Lineage: Eukaryota; Metazoa; Arthropoda; Insecta; Hymenoptera; Cephidae
Gene: Top3alpha
Product: DNA topoisomerase 3-alpha
Exons: 10
Coding region: 236-3439 (1067 amino acids)
Biological process (GO): DNA topological change
Cellular component (GO): nucleus; chromosome
Molecular function (GO): zinc ion binding; DNA topoisomerase type I (single strand cut, ATP-independent) activity; DNA binding
Source: RefSeq, a predicted model, not a curated record
UGGCACGUAUAUGUAAUUAUGAAAUAUAUGUUCAUUCAAAUAUAAAUUAUUGAAUAAAAUUAUUAUCGACAUUGCUAACGUGGUUGUCACCAUUCUAUGAUCCUCUUGCAGCUAACCUUUAAAUGAUGCUGCAGACCACUGCAGACACGAUAGGGAUGUACAGUAGGAUGUAAAUAAAGUGUUAUAAGUCUGCUGCUAACAGGUAUGGUAUGAGUAGUGGUUCUGAUAGUGUGUUAUGUUGUGCCUUUUCUGUCGCGUGCAUUUUGUCAUUUUAAACCGAAGUUAUGUGAAGAAUUUCUGUGUUAAUACGGCUGUCAAACGAACCGCAAAAGAAAUGAAGGUUCUUAAUGUUGCUGAAAAGAAUGAUGCAGCAAAAAAUAUUGCUAGCUUCUUAUCUUCUGGAAGAUCUCGUUGGCGAGAUGGCUAUUCGGUAUACAACAAAAUCUAUGAGUUUGAGAGAAGAUUAUGGAAUCAGAAUUGUCAGAUGAUCAUGACAUCUGUAUCAGGACAUCUAUUGACUCAUGAGUUUGUUGGGACCUAUAACUCUUGGAGAAAGUGUCAUCCCUUGAGUCUUUUUGAUGUUCCUAUUAUAAAACAUUGUAUUGAAAAGAAUAGUGUCAUGAUCAAGAGGACAUUAGAAAGGGAAGUACGCAAUUGUCAAGCAUUGAUUAUUUGGACGGAUUGCGAUCGUGAGGGGGAAAACAUAGGUUUUCAAAUAAUUGAAGUUUGUAAAAGAAUUGUACCAAACAUCAACGUAUACAGGGCUGUCUUUUCUGAAAUCACUCAAGCAUCAGUGGAUCGAGCACUAGAGAAUCUUACUAGACCCAAUCAGAUGGUUAGUGAUGCUGUAGAAGUAAGAAGCAAGUUAGAUUUGAGGAUAGGUGCUGCAUUUACAAGAUUCCAAACAUUAAGGCUGCAGAAAAUAUUUCCUCAAAAUCUUGCAGAUUUGAUGAUCAGUUACGGAAGUUGUCAAUUCCCAACCCUAGCUUUUGUCGUAGAAAGAUUUUUUGCUAUUCAAAAUUUUGUCCCAGAACCAUACUGGAAGAUUCAAGUGGAAGAUAUUCACGACGAUAUCGCAGUGAAGUUUCGAUGGGCACGUGGGAAGCUCUUCGAAGAAAUGCCAUGCAUAACAUUCUUCGAUAUGUGUAAAGAGAGUAAUGUUGCUACAGUAGAAAAAAUUACAAAGAAGCCUGCGAGUAAAUGGAGGCCAUUCCCUUUGGAUACUAUCGAACUUGGAAAACAAGGCUGUCGUAUAUUAAGAAUGAAUGCGAAGAAGAUUAUGCAGACAGCUGAAAAAUUAUACACUCAGGGUCUAAUAAGUUAUCCUCGUACGGAGACCAAUAUUUUUCCCAAAGAAUUAAAUCUAAACGACUUAGUACAGAACCACGUUGAGAGUUCAGUGUGGGGUACGUUUGCUAGGCGCGUCCUGGAUGAGGGAAUUAUGCCGCGACAAGGGAGAAAGAGCGACCACGCGCAUCCUCCGAUUCAUCCAAUAAAAUUUACAAAUUCUUUAUCCGGGGACGAAGCUCGAGUCUACGAGUUUAUCGUUCGACACUUCCUGGCUUGUCUGUCGAAGAAUGCCGAGGGUCACGAGACCAUAGUCGACAUUGACGUAGCUGGAGAGAAAUUCAGAGCGAAUGGCCUUGUAAUUACAAAGAGAAACUACCUGGACAUUUACAUUUAUGAUAGGUGGCAGGCUAAGGAAAUUCACGUCUAUCAAGAAGGCCAAGUGUUUCAGCCAACUGACAUAAAGAUGCUAGGUGAACAAACUUCACCACCACCAUUGCUCACAGAGGCUGAUCUGAUCGCCCUUAUGGACAAGCAUGGGAUCGGGACGGACGCCACUCAUGCUGAACAUAUUGAAACACUCAAGACCAGACACUACAUCGGCCUAAAGGACGACCGAUAUUUAUUACCUGGCAAACUUGGUACCGGGUUGAUAAUGGGCUAUGAUAGGAUGGGUGUUCGAAUGACCAAACCAAACCUAAGAGCGGAACUCGAGAAUGACUUAAAACUGAUAUGUGAAGGUCAAGCAGAUCCUGAAGAAGUUCUGCAGCGUCACAUAAAAAAGUACCGCGAGCUCUUUAAGACGGCUAUGGAGCAGGUGCGUUUACUUGACGAAGUCGUGGGACAUUAUAUUUCUGAGGAGCCUAAUUACUCCCAGGGCGAACAACUUCCACCCAUAGAGCAAACUGUUAAUGUUCUGAAGUGCCCCAAGUGCAACUCAGAUAUGAUUCUAAAACCGAGAAGAGAAAUAAAUGGAAAAUACAUUGGUUGCAUGAAUUUUCCAAACUGUAAGAAUGCAAUAUGGUUUCCGGCUAGCGUGGAAGACGUCGAGAUUCUCGAAGAAACGUGCACACAAUGUCCAGGAAAUAUACACAAAUUAAAAUUGAAAUUUAAAUCCGGUGCUUAUCCAAUAUAUGGUUCAUCAUAUGCAUGCUGUAUCGGUGGUUGUGAGAUGAUGUUGAACGGACUUCUUGCUAUUUCUGUUGAUGCUGUUCGUGGAGGAAAUAGCGCGAAUGAUUCAGGUUAUGGCAGUCAGGUUCGGCCAAAUUCGAGAAUUACACAAGAAAGAACUGAUAUAUCAAGACCCCGACAAAGACCGAACAAUAGUCGAGAAACCAAUCCGAGACAUGCAGCUCGUCCUGCGGCUUCUCAAAGUAGCGUCACACGUACUGCUACAUCUGGCACUAAUAGUAGAGCGAAUGAAUAUAAUUCAAAUAUUUCUACUAAUGCAACUGGCGCCUCCAAUCGCAGGAGACCCAAUACCCAAAGAAACGAUGACAAUAAUCAGAGUAGAAUUUGGGGAACAAUAACAGAAGAUGAUGUUAUCUUGUGCAACUGCAAUCAACAGGCGGUACGUUUAACAGUAAGAAAAGCUGGAGUGAACCAAGGACGAAUAUUUUAUAAGUGCUCAAAGCCACAAGGUACUGGCUGCAACUUUUUCCAAUGGGAAACGGAUAGGCCGGCGUCAGAAGAGGAAGUGCCAGAUAGAUUCAAUAAUCAAAAUACUCGAUACAAUCCUUACCCAAACCCACCGAAUCAAAAUCGGGGAAAUUCUUGGGGGAAUGACGCAAAUUCUACUACAUUUACUAGUCAAGAUGGUAAUAGAUGGACACCGUCGACGACAGGGAACGAUAUUCAAUGUACUUGUCGCCGCCCAGCAGUUAAGCUGACUGUGUACAAAGAUGGACCAAACAAGGGUAGACAAUUUUAUAGCUGCCCGCAAGAACGAGAGCGUAAGUGUAAUUUUUUCAAAUGGGCCGAUGAUGGCUCAAGUGGUCCAAGUGGUAGGAGUAAUAUAGGAAAUGCAACUGGUUCUUUAUUCGACUUCGGCAGCGGUCACGAUGAUGGCGGCGUUAGGAGUAAGAGAAAAUGUGGCAUAUGUAAAAUGGAAGGUCACACACGAAGGACCUGUCCACAAAAUUCCAUGGACUAACAUGGUGCUGUUAUGGAGUUAUGAUAAAUAUAAAUACACAGAGAUAGUGUUUAAAUACAAGACUGCAAGAGUAAUUCUUAAUUGAAUUCUGUGAUUAUUAACUUGUUCGUUGUUAUAUUAAUGUUAGCUCACAGAACGCUGACUGUGAUUAACCUUACUUCUUAGAGUGGCAAGCUCCUUCUCGUACAAGUGAGACUCCGCUGUUGUUUCAGUCAGCUGCAAGGCAGUUGAUACAUUAAUGUAAUUAUUUUUUCAUAUUUUCUAUGCCAUAGCACAAGAUGCAUUAUUUCAUACACAGCAGUAGAUAUGAGUAAUAUAGUACAUAAGAUCCUACCAUAUCUAAUAGAAGUUGAAACUUCAGUUUUAAUAAAUUAUUUUCCUCUUCUA